This is a messenger RNA of Stomoxys calcitrans (stable fly), 489 nucleotides long. Its product is annotated as keratin-3, type I cytoskeletal 51 kDa-like. Bases 1 to 489 code for a protein of 162 amino acids. NCBI's taxonomy places the organism in Eukaryota, Metazoa, Arthropoda, Insecta, Diptera, Muscidae. The transcript has 3 exons. The record is from RefSeq and is a predicted model, not a curated record.
AUGCUACUUGCCUAUGCCAUCGAUAUUAUAGGUUCGCCACAGGAAGAAGCAAUCACAACCUUUGAAAGUAUCGAAAGAGAACCAACGAAACUGCCAGCUUUGCGGGUUCGACCGCUGUCGUGUCAGUAUUGUGGCUGUGGUAUGGGAUAUUAUCCAUAUCCCUACUAUGGCGGUGGUGGCGGAGGAGGAUGUGGUGGGUACCCUAUGCCCUGCUACUAUCAACCCUACCCUGUGUACAAUAACCCAUGCUACACAAGCGUCUGUUGUGGAUGUGGUGGCGGAGCUGGCUAUGGAAUAGGUGGUGGGAUGGGCGGUGUCAUGGGUAGUGGCCCGGAUGGCGGUAUGGGAGGUGGUGUAGGUGGCUAUCCGUACUACACUAGUGGAUAUCGUUACUACGGAAACACCUUGAGUGGUACAUUGUAUGCUGCUUCCAAUGUCCUGAAUUAUGCAACUUCUACCGCCUCCACUGCUGGAGGAUACUUCGGUUAA